CCUGCAUGGCCUCGAUGGUCCGCUCGCUUGCUCUUUACUCGAGCCGUCAUCUGCUUAUCCUCUGCUCCCCCUUCAUUCUCCCCUCCUUCACUGACGCACAGCGUCACCGAUGUUGUUCUGCACCUGUGCCCUCGCCCUGACCGGCAGCGUCUUCCUCCCCACCGCCACAGGCGCUCAUCACGGCGUGCACGCACGAGACUACCCCGUCCCCCGCUCCCCUAAACGCAAUCGCAUCCGCUCGAACGUCCAUGGGCAAUACCAUCCGGAUCCUCAGCGCGUUCUCGCUGCACGUGCAGAGGCGCCCCCUCUUGAAAUUCGCGCACUUAGUCAGUCGGGAGAUCCGGCUAAUCGAGUAGACAUGAUCUUCUUCGCGGAUGGUUACACCGAGGAAGAAAAGGACAAGUUCUUCGACGACGCGGCAUGGCUAUCGGAAGACAUCACGGCGAACGUGACUUUCGAUACCGUCAAGCCAUUGCUGAACUUCUGGGCGGCGUUCACGGCGAGCAAUGAUAGCGGCAUCGGCACGAAUGGUACACAGCUUGACACAGUAUAUGGCCUGUACAGGGACGGGACUGAGCUGCGUGGCGUGUACAUCGGCAAAGAGGAUGUCGCGCGCGCUGCGUGCGAUUCUCUAGGCAACCAGUGCGAUCAUCCGGUCAUCAUAGGCAACAGCGAUCUCUAUGGAGGUAUUGGCGGCGAUGUGGUAACCAUAACCCCCUCCAAAGCUAACGGCGCAUCUAUCCUGCGACAUGAAUCUGGCCACAACAUUAUCCAGAUUGGCGAGGAAUACGACGGCAUCGAAGACGGUGGCUACUUCGGGCGCAACACCCUGCUGUCCCUCGACGACCCUAUUCCAUGGGAGCCCUGGCUCACCGAACCGACGUCCAAUGGCACCGGGCCUCGCGUAGAACGCGCUGUCAUGCCCCUCCAAAACUACGCCUGGACGCUGCUGAACACUACCACGCCGUUCUCGCAGUCAUUCACCUCUGAUGGUACCUUUGCAUGGUGGCUCGCACGGUUCUCCCUCUCUGGUCUACCCUCAGCAUCCGACGUGCUUGUCGAAGUGGACGGUCAAGAUCUAGGAUGGCAGCCGCACGAGGGGAUCGGUCUGGAUCGGUACUUUUACGAUAUUGUGAACAGGGACACGCCUCCGAAGGAAGGCGAGCAUGAGGUGCGAUUUACGCUGCGGAAUGCGAGCUUGGAAGGGCAAGCGCAGUUGUGCAGUGUGGAAAUUCUGGAGUUUGGUAGCGAAGAUGAAUUUCACUCCGAGCCAGGCUACUACGGCCUCUUCCCUUCAUACACUGACACCAACCACACGGCAUACCGCCCGACGAACGACGACUGCGUCAUGCGACAGGUGACGACCCCCAACUACUGCAACGUCUGUCUGGAGGGAAUGUGGAACAACCUCCUAUCGGAGAUCAGCCUCAUCGACAACGUCACUGAAAGCUGUAGCGGAAGCACAAAGACCCUCACCGCUUCCCUCGUUCCCCUCGCGUAUCUGCGCACCGAACCUGUGUCCGCCGAGGAGAGCCUCACGAUUGCAUGGACGAAGGACGGCGUUGCCGUCGCGGACGCGAACAACCAAACAUCGGUAUCGCUCGUUGGGACCGAGGCGGUUGGCGUGUAUACCGUCAGCGUGGAAUAUGCAACGUCAGAGGUACGAACGAGGGACAAGGAGGAAUAUUUCAGGGCAAAUAUGACGCAUGAAGUGAAGGAAGGGUGUUGAGGAGGAAGAAGCCAUCCAGAGCCGCGUCUUGCAUCGCCUUUGUGUGGUCAUGAUGUUGGUCUGGCGAGCCUGCCGGUCGACAGGCAUAGUCGGGCGACGCAGGAUUGAGAGUCCGCGGACGCUACGAAGGAGGGCUUGUUAUUAGUACAUAAGCAACCAAAUGACAAGAUAUCGUGUACAUUGAGACCUAAGACUCCUCUACAAGAGCUCGCACACCCAAGGGAACAGGGUCAUGGGUAUGAUACGGUCCCCUGCUCGUUCCCAACACAAAGCAGACACCCUUCACCCUGCAGGCAAAUCAGUCCUCAGGCCUCGGGAUCCAGCCGGUUCUCAUCUCACUCACCUAUCAUCCGCCGCAAUCUUCCCCUUCGACUCGCCCCCACAUUUCCCCCACCUCAAACUCGCC
Molecule: messenger RNA, 2135 nt
Organism: Schizophyllum commune H4-8
Lineage: Eukaryota; Fungi; Basidiomycota; Agaricomycetes; Agaricales; Schizophyllaceae
Exons: 10
Coding region: 110-1729 (539 amino acids)
Molecular function (GO): metallopeptidase activity
Source: RefSeq, a predicted model, not a curated record